UUGCCCAGGAUGAUUAAUGAAGGAAAAUAAGUACCUAUAGCAACAAACAUUAUUGGCCAGUCUAUAUAAAUGCAAGAUACAAGCUGGUGUUUGCACAAGGAGUCACGGAAUUAUCGAAGAUACCACGUUACGUGCAAGUGUUUAAAAAAUAUAAUUGGAAAAAAAGUAUAAUGGCUAACUAUCUCUGUGUGUUUUGGUCUUCUGUGUUUCUUUCAGUAGUUCUAGUUCAAGGAAAAACGAUUUUCGUAAGCAUUCCACCUGAGCAUGCGACUGAAAUUGCUGCAGCUUCGUUGGAAUGUAUACCAAAGACUGGAGUACAACCAGACAUGUUGCUAAGACUAGUAGACUGGAACUUCCAGGAGAGUGAUCGAAUAAAAAAAUUCUUAUACUGUUUCGGCACAACCUCUGGCUAUGUUGACAAAGAGGGGCACUUUUACACGGAUAAGAUGGUAAAGUUAGUUGGAAAUAACAGGUUAAAGAAUCAAUUUGAAAAUGUACUUAAGGAAUGCAACAAAUCAGUUGGAGAGAAUAAGUACGAAACCUUAUACAAAGCGUCUUUAUGUUUCCACGAUAAAACUCCAAUUUUGUUCAAAUUGUAGUGUUUUUGUGGUAAUAAAGCUUUUUUUGGAAAUUAAA
Pararge aegeria (speckled wood butterfly) is the source of this 636-nucleotide messenger RNA. RefSeq lists its product as uncharacterized. The transcript is spliced from 2 exons. NCBI's taxonomy places the organism in Eukaryota, Metazoa, Arthropoda, Insecta, Lepidoptera, Nymphalidae. The record is from RefSeq and is a predicted model, not a curated record. Gene Ontology annotation, biological process: sensory perception of smell. Gene Ontology annotation, molecular function: odorant binding. The coding region runs from base 171 to 599 and encodes 142 amino acids.